Ornithodoros turicata is the source of this 1507-nucleotide messenger RNA. RefSeq names its product collagen alpha-1(XXVI) chain-like. The coding region runs from base 315 to 1421 and encodes 368 amino acids. Gene Ontology annotation, molecular function: protein binding. The record is from RefSeq and is a predicted model, not a curated record. Lineage: Eukaryota; Metazoa; Arthropoda; Arachnida; Ixodida; Argasidae. The transcript is spliced from 11 exons.
UGCUCCAUGUGGCGAACGUCAAAGACUGCUCCUAGCAGCGGAAGGACAACAAAAAAGAAAAACAAAGCUAGAUAUCUCUGCAGACAUCCAAUCUGUAGCGUCCUCAUUUUUACCCACGCCCCAUAGAUCGAGCUGAAUGGCAGUGGUUCGUCUUCUGAGAGCAAUAGUUACAGCUUUGGUGCCCGCUGGCAGUGUUCGGAUAUAAGACAUUGAUGCACGCUCAAGAUAACGUUUGACGAAGAUCCAUGGAAUCACCUUAGUAUUGGAGCCGAAAACGAAAAAAGCCACCUGAUCCACCGCAAGAUCCGGACAACAUGCGCUGCAGCGUGGCCUUCCUAUCGGUAGCCAUUACAUUUGUAGUCCUGGUGUACGUGGCGACGACUAGUGACGUUCUUCUACAGAAAAGAGGGAACCGAUGUGCCUACAGGGUGAUCCGAAAUGUCACUUGCCGAGUGCGUAAUGGCACGGAAAUCGUCUACACUCGGAUGUUGCCAGCGCACUGCGACUAUUCAAAUUGCAACUCUGUCAUGAUGCCGAUGCACCGUCCCAUCUACGUCACAACGGUAAAGAUGCAACAGCAGGUGCUUUGGAGGUGCUGCCCCAAAUUCUCCGGUCCGAACUGCGAAGACUUUGAAGCGCCCGAAGUAAUUGAUGCGAUGGAAGUGUCUGAUCCAAGGCAGGAUAUUGAUCACGCUAUCAAUUCACAGGGCGCAACUGGUGAACUGCAUCGCGCCUGCAAAUGCCCACCUGGGCAACCUGGUCCAUCAGGCCCACCGGGCAAGCCGGGACCUCCGGGUUCACCCGGCCCUGAAGGACCUCCUGGCAGGGCAGCGCGAUCACUGUACAAUUCGAGCGAACACGACGGUCGUUACGGCCCCGCGGAGUUCCAGGGAAAUCCAGGUCCAGUUGGUCCUCCAGGACCUCCUGGACGUACAGGUGUGCAGGGGCCCCAAGGUAUGCCUGGUGAACCGGGACUGAGGGGGUUACCAGGGGAUCCCGGUCCACCUGGUCCGCCAGGACUAGCGGUUCGAAGUGAGCACGUCGACGAUGUCAGCGGAACGACUGCCAACGGUCCUCAUCCGAAUCAACGCGAUAUUUUGAACAUUGUGCAAACCAUAUCGAGAAUGACGGGGGAACUGGCCGACCUGUACGAGCGAGUAGAGAAGCUCGAACAAACGGUCACGGUGCUCUCUGAUUUGGCGAUGACCCCAGCCGAUAUACCCAUUGACCAUUCUGCACCUGCACCCAUGGAUACGCGUCCAAAAGCUCCCCAUCGUUCGAAUGCACCUUCAGAGGGAGACGACUACGAAUAUGAAGAUGCGGGGACACGCUCCAUGAAAGGGGCUUCUCAUCUGACAAGGUCCCGCGGACGACCCCGGUAUAGAGGAGGACGUCAGAAAACGGAGAGGAGACGGUCAUGACUCAUGGGCAAGAAAUUAUGACGACACUUUGAUUGUCGAUCAUCUAUAAGACAAGUAUCAAAAUGAAAGCACAUUUUGAGAAACAA